Leptosia nina is the source of this 378-nucleotide messenger RNA. The record is from the annotation of a GenBank genome assembly. Lineage: Eukaryota; Metazoa; Arthropoda; Insecta; Lepidoptera; Pieridae.
AUGAGAACUUGGGUGUUUACACUUUGUGCGCUGACGGUGGUGGUAUCCUGUUUCGCUCAACAGCAGUUGUACAACCGAUAUGAUAAUUUCAACGCCGACUCGAUCAUACAAAACGAGAGGAUCCUUCUAGCAUAUUACAAAUGCGUAAUGGAGAAGGGACCGUGCACGAAAGACGGCAAAAAUUUCAAACGAGUCUUGCCUGAAACUAUACAGACCGCGUGUGGAAGAUGCUCCCUAAAACAAAAGGACGUCGUCAGAAAGAUGCUUCUGGGAAUACGAGCGAAAAGUGAACCCCGCUUCAUAGAACUAUUGGAUAAAUAUGACCCGACGGCUUCAAAUAGAGAAGCCCUGUACAAUUUCUUAGUCACUGGAAACUAA